This is a messenger RNA of Rubroshorea leprosula, 5145 nucleotides long. The record is from the annotation of a GenBank genome assembly. Lineage: Eukaryota; Viridiplantae; Streptophyta; Magnoliopsida; Malvales; Dipterocarpaceae.
AAUUGAAACCAACCCUAAGCUCUUUUUAUCUCCGCCUUAAAGGUAGCCCCGAUUAUUGCUGACUUAAGCAUCGGAGUGUCUACCCCGAGUUCCACCUCGGGGCUUUGCAGGUCAUCUCGGAGUGUACGCGCGGACUGAAGAAGGACUUCUGGUUUGGUGCAAUUGCAUUGGCGCCGUCUGUGGGAAUCGAACUAAAAGCUUUCUAGUUGUUCUUUCAUCAUGGUUCACACUCGAUCAGUCUGAGCUGGUAAUUCAUCUUUGCCUCAUGGGCAAGGUCCCAACCAUAUUCCCUCCUGUUGAUCAGGCAGAAGGAGGAGAUGAAAACCAACCCCAUACCUCAGCUCACAAUUCAACUUCCACUGCCAACCAAGACGUGGUGACAGCUCAGCUUGCUGCCAUGCAGCAGCAGUUUGGUGUUUUUCAGUUAGUACUGGCUCAGCUUCUAGCUAGAUAUAAUCCUGGUGAUCCCUUCAUUAAUUUACUAAACCCUGCUCAACAACCCCCAGCUCCACAACAGAAUCCCCAACUGGUUCAACCUGCUCCCGCUAUUAGCGAAUCUCAGGAUCAAUCCCAUAUAGCACCCGUUCAGCAACCCAUCCCUGAUGAUGUUACUCGCCGCCUCGAUAGCUUGGAAAAGCUGAUAGCUGAACACCAAGCUGCUCCACCCCCACACCAUGCUGCUGAUUCCAUACCUCACCCCCUGAAUACCAACAUCACACUGGAACCCUAUCCUAUUGGCUUCAAAAUACCACAACUAGAGACUUAUGAUGGGACGAAGGAUCCCGAUGAUCACCCGCAUGCUUUCUACUCUUGCAUGCAAGCUCAGAAUGCCUCUGACGCAUUAAUGUGCAAAAUCUUCCCCUCUACUCUGCGAGGUAAUGCUCGAACGUGGUAUUACAGUCUACCUCCGAAGUCAAUUAGUUCUUACACAGAAAUGACAUCUGCCUUUGCCACUAAGUUUUCUAGUAGAAUGUUGAUUAGGAAAAUUACUACCGAAUUGAUGCGAGUUAAACAGAGGGACGGGGAGUCCCUAAAGAACUACAUGAGCAUGUUCAAUGAUGCGGUAUUGGAGGUUAAUUCCUUCGACCAAGCUGUGGGCAUUGCAGUUGUAAUCUUUGGUCUCAAAUAUGACAGGUUCCAAGACAGUUUGAUCAAACAUGUUGCCACCACCUUUAGCGAGGUAAAUGAUCGAUCUCUGAAAUUCAUAACUGCUGAGGAACACGCCCUGGCGCAAAACCCACCUUCCUCUAAGAACCAGAACCCAGAAUGGAGAGAUGACAAUCCGAGUCAGAAAAGGAUGAGAAUGGCGCAGAACCGAGGUCCGAUGUUGACCUCCCCAACGAGAUUCGGAAGGACGAACUCAACUCCUCCGCACCAAUCUGCAGGUAAACCUCCAGUUAAUUGGACUCCCUUUAAUCUGCCGAGGUCACAAAUUUUUAUGCAGAUCAAGAAUAAAAUGGAUUUAAGGCGUCCUGGCCCUAUGAAAACUGCUGCUGCUACUCAGAAUGGAAUGCUAAAUGAGUAUGUUCAGAGAGUUGAACAGCCGAGGUUUAUUAGAGAACAGAGGCCGCAACCUCAAGGAGUCCGCAAUCCCCCAAACAGGCAAGGUGUGGGAUAUCAGCAAGCACCACCUCCACUCCCACCCCCAGCCAGAAUCAUACACAUGAUUACGGGAGGCCUUGAAGCAGGCGGACUGAGCUCUAAACAGCGGAAGCUGUAUGUCAGAGAGCGUGUCCUUGUUGACACCGGGAGUGCACCAGACAUCAUGUACUUCUACUGUUUCGAGAGUCUUGGAUUAGACCCAGCAUUGUUGCAGAAGUAUGAUGGUCCUAUCUAUGGUUUCAACAACCAGCCUGUUCCGGUAGAAAGAGUUCUUACCCUCCAUGUGGCUUUUGGGAGUGGCAGGACCUAUGUGACCCCGUCGGUCCGGUUCCUCGUAGUCAAGAUGGCGUCCUCUUUCAACAUUGUUAUUGGUCGACCCACAUUGACUGAAAUCCGAGCUGUGGUUUCCCAGUCUCACCUCUGUAUGAAAUUCCCAACUCCUAUGGGAAUAGCAACACUGCGAGGAAACCAGGAAGUGGCCAGGCAUUGUUAUAUCACCUCAGUAACACAACCCAUGAAGGGCAAAGCUCAGACACCCGAAGCCAUUCCCCAGCAAAUUUCUGAUAAUCAACAAGAUAUGGGUGUUGAGAUCGUAGAUAAUCGACCGGAAGACGAAACCAGAGCUGCUCCGGUCGAAGAUGUUGAAGAAGUGCUCAUUGAUGACAGAGAUCCGAGCCGAAAGACGCAGAUCGGAACUAGAUUGAACUCAGAGGAAAGGGCAGAGCUAAUAGCUUUUCUUCGAGCUAAUAAUGAUGUAUUCGCAUGGACUUCGGCAAACAUGCCAGGAAUUCCAAAUUCAGUCUCUCAACAUAAGCUCAGCACCAAUCCAUUGAAGAAACCAGUGGCCCAGAAACGGCGUCUCUUCGGGGGUGAGAGGCUUCAGGCUAUUAAAGAAGAGGUAACGAAGCUCCUACAGGCUGGUUUUGUCAGGAAAGUUGAUUACUGUGAAUGGGUGGCUAACCCAGUCCUGGAUUGCUAUCCAAUGCCGAGCAUUGACAAACUAGUUGAAGCGGCUUCAGGCAAUGAGAGGUUAAGCCUCUUGGACGCAUAUUCGGGGUAUCACCAGGUGCCAAUGGCUCCAGAAGACGAAGAGAAAACCGUGUUCUAUGCUGGUGAUGAAAUUUAUUGUUAUGUCAUGAUGCCGUUUGGCUUGAAGAAUGCAGGUACUACUUAUCAGAAAAUGGUAACCAUUGUCUUCCAUGCUCAGAUUGGCAAGAAUCUGGAAGUAUAUGUCGACGACAUUGUGGUAAAGAGCUUAAAAGUAGAAGACCAUCUCGCCGACCUCGACGAAACCUUUAACAACCUUAGAAAGAACAGGAUGCGGUUGAACCCAGCCAAAUGCAUCUUCGGAGUGGAGUUUGGAAAAUUUCUAGGUUUCAUGGUGUCCCAAAGGGGAAUUGAGGUCAAUCUAGAGAAGAUCAGAGCAAUUGCCGAGAUGGAACCGCCGAAAUCAGUGAAGGAUAUACAGAGGCUGAUUGGAAGGGUGGCAGCUCUGCAUCGGUUCAUAUCGAAGUCAGCAGAUAAAUGUCUGCCAUUUUUCAAAAUUAUGAGGUCAGCCGCCCAGAAAGACGAGUCAGGAAAGCAAAAAAAGUUCGAAUGGAGCCAAGAAUGCCAAGCUGCAUUUGAAGAGCUGAAGUCUUAUCUUAGCUCACCGCCUCUGUUGACUAAGGCUGUAGAUGGAGAACUUCUUUACUUCGUGCUGCACGGAGCAGAGUUGAGGUAUCCUAUAGAUGAGAAAGCAGCAUUAGCAGUUGUCACUUCGGCCAGGAAGUUAAGGCCAUAUUUUCAGUCACACCCAAUUAUCGUUCUCACCGAUCAAUCUCUCAGGCAGAUUCUGCAGAAACCAGAGUGCUCUGGAAGAUUAAUUAAGUGGGUAGUAGAACUGGGAGAGUUUGAGAUAACAUUCCAGCAGAGAUCGGCCAUCCGAGCUCAAGCAUUAGCAGAUUUUAUUAUCAAAUGCACUCCAUGUCCUUCAACCUCUAAUCCAGAACCCAACGACUGGAUCUUAUAUGUCGACAGAGCAUCUAGUAGCAAGGGGUCAGGGGCUGGCGCUCUCUUGGUUGGUCCAAAGGGAUACCGAAGCGAACAUGCCCUGAAGUUCAAUUUCGAUGCAACAAAUAACAUGGCUGAAUAUGAAGCUCUGCUACUUGGUCUACAGCUAGCAUUGGAGUUGAAAAUCAGUGCAAUUCAAAUAUACAGUGACUCCCAGUUGGUGGUAAACCAAAUUAACUCAAUCUGUGAAGUUGUUGAUCCUGUGAUGGUGAAGUACGUAGCCUUGGUGGCCGAGCUGAAGUGCAAAUUCCAGAAAUUCUGUCUGAGUAAAAUUCCCCGAGCUGAGAAUGAACAGGCAAAUUUACUCUCCAAGUUUGCCUCUGAUGGCUCUUUAAGUUCCAGAUCCGUUUUUGUGGAGGAGGCAAUGAAGUUGAGGAGGAAAGCAUCUCGGUAUACACUUGUUGAUGGGGUCCUCUAUAAGAGAUCUUUUUCACUUCCUCUUCUGCGAUGUUUGAAUCCCUACGAAGCCGAGUAUGCACUUCGAGAGGUACAUGAAGGUGUCUGUGGGAGCCACGUCGGUGCUAGAACUCUGGCUCACAAAGUCUUAAGGCAAGAAUAUUACUGGCCAAGCAUGCACAAAGAUGUUAUUCAAUUUGUUCAAAAGUGCCCGAAAUGCCAAUUCUUUGCACAUUUGACUCACCAACCUGCAGAAGAACUCACGAACCUGGUAGCACCAUGGCCAUUUGCACAGUGGGGAUUAGAUUUUUUAGGCCCAUUCCUGAAGGGGGUUGGUGGUGUAACUCAUCUGAUUGUUGGUGUGGAUUAUUUCACAAAAUAUGGAAUCCCGAAUCAAAUUGUAGCUGAUAACGAAACUCAAUUCAAUUGCUCCUCAUUCCGAGAUUUCUGUUCCAGUUAUGGGAUCAAGUUACAGUUCACCUCCGUUUACCAUCCGGAGUCCAAUGGCAUGGUGGAAUCUGUUAACAAAUGCAUUUUGGAAGGUAUAAGGCCGAGAUUGGAGCAGCAUAAGGCCAAGUGGGCAGACGAGCUCAACAACGUCCUCUGGGCAUACAGAACCACAAGCCGAACUGCCACAAGUGAAACACCCUACCACCUGGCCUUUGGUACCGAAGCAGUCAUUCCUGUUGAAAUAGGAGUCCCAAGCUUCCGAGUCACCCAUUUCGAUGAAGGACGAAAUGGACAACUGCUUCGAGAAAACCUUGAUCUGCUUGCUGAAGUCAGAGAAGAAGUUCGGCUUCGAACUCUUGUAUACAAGCAGAAGCUAGCCAACUUUUACAAUAAACGGGUUCGCCCUUGAACUUUCAAAGUAGGAGACCUUGUUCUCAGAAAAGCUGGCCUAACAGGGUUUGAAACUCGUUUUGGCAAACUCGCCCUGAAUUGGGAAGGCCCUUAUACCGUGGCCGAGGUGCCACAUCCUGGCGCCUAUCUUCUCCAAGACACUGAAGGAAAGAGAGUUCCUAGAGUCUGGAAUGUUAAUAACUUGAAGAAAUUUUACCCUUAAUACAAUUCUUUCAAGAAAUUUGUCUUACAGUU